AUGUAUCAACAACAAAUUUUAGCAUCACGAACAACAAUAACACUGCCAGCAUCAACACGUCACUGGCCACUACUGCAAGAAGCAGUCAAUGCACCCAUAGGUACCAUCACCGUUAAAGCCAUCAGUAGUGCACUAGCAACCAUUGCCAAAGGUCGACGUCGCCGCGACCUUCAAUGUGAUAAAACCGAUAGUUCAGGUCCCGCUAUCAUCUUUAGUAUUGACUUAAAUUGUCCAUCAAGUUUGCCAUGCCAAAACGUGACCUAUCAAAUCGAUUUAUAUACCAGUAUUCAUGAAAAAUUCAAUAAGAUGACCGAUAUCAGUAUCCCAACAGACGAUGGAAGCAGCUUAUCUUUAGAGCUUUGCCACGUUCAAUCUUAUCCCAACGGGAAUAAUAAUAUUGAUACCAGUUCCAAUGGUGUUGUUAUCGGACCGAUAACGUCAUCAACAUCAACGACAAUAACUACGGAAACAACCACAAUUAUAAUAAUAACAGCUACAACAAUGACAACAACAACAACAACAGCCUCAACCACAUCAACAACAGCAACAACCUCAACUACAUCAACAACAACAACUACAACUACCACAACUACAACAACAACUACUACCACAAGUACAACUACAACCACAAGCACA
Messenger RNA from Adineta steineri, 636 nucleotides. Lineage: Eukaryota; Metazoa; Rotifera; Eurotatoria; Adinetida; Adinetidae. The record is from the annotation of a GenBank genome assembly.